AUGAUCACCGCCUUAAACCAUCUCCCAACAUUCACCAACUUCCAAGAGGCAGUUAAAGGGAUACAGCGGGUGUCAUACUGCACUGGCGCUAUCCCUCUCGAUGCGAACACUUCGACUGUCUUCUAUCGCAUUGACGGGAAGACCUUCCACGUAGAUUUCGCAAAAGCCUCGACGGAAGAUCUCAAGCUUCUUGCAGAUUCAUGCCAGCCUGCGACCUUUGGAGUCGGUCAAAAAGACGUCUUCGACGAAAUCUAUCGCAAGGCUGGCAAGAUGGACUCUGCGAACUUCGCCACUCAGUUCCACCCGUACACUUGUGGUGUUGUAGACGCUAUCCGAAACACAAUGCUUUCCCCACAGGACACUGACCGUGAUCUCAAGGUCGAGAUGUACAAGCUCAAUGUUUACGGGCCUGGCGCAUUCUUCAAGGCUCACGUCGACACUCCGCGCAGCGACACUAUGUUUGGAUCCCUCGUUGUGGUGCUCCCGACAAAGCACGAAGGUGGUUCUCUCGUAUUUCGCCACCGCGGGACCGAAUGGACCUUUGAUACCGCCCAAGCUGUCUCUACCGGCGCGCCGCCAGAGUUACGAGCUGCUUUCGUCGCCUUCUUCGGUGAUGUUGAGCACGAAGUCUCAGUUGUCACCUCCGGAUACCGCGUCACCCUCACCUACAAUCUCUACUACGAAGAUUCUCACCCGCGACGCGAAGAACCGGCUCCUUCGCCCCUGCCGGUCCCUACCCUGUCUGCCCUUCUUGCUGAUCCCAACUUCCUCCCUGAAGGUGGGUUGAUCGGGUUUGGCCUGUUCCACAAGUAUGCGUUCCGCGCCGAAUACCCCCGGACUAAACUCUCCGAGAUCGAGAGAAACCUGAAAGGCUUGGAUGCCGCCGUACGCAACGUCUGCAAAUCCCUCCACCUUGCAGCCUCGCUCAAGACCCUUUACCGCGACAGCAUGCGCAAAGCAGAGUUCUGUCUCGCUAAUGAAUUCGCCGACUUGGGCUACCCAGCAGAAGAUGGCCUGUUGUGGUAUCUAAUGGAGGCGGAUGGUGCUAUACUCGCGUAUGGAUAUGGGGAGGAGAAAAGGUUGAAGGGUGAUAAUCCAGCCGACAUACCCUCGGUUGUAUGGAUCACGGAGGCCAGCGCGGUGAAUAAGUUCGAGCUUACCUACAUUGAUGCGUUUGGCAACAAGGCGGGGUUGGGCUGCGCGUACAUGCAGCUUUGCCUCAUCGCAAAGGUUGGGCCAGUUGGCAAACGAGCUACAGGCGAGCAGCCUUGA
Cyclocybe aegerita is the source of this 1272-nucleotide messenger RNA. The record is from the annotation of a GenBank genome assembly. Lineage: Eukaryota; Fungi; Basidiomycota; Agaricomycetes; Agaricales; Hemipholiotaceae.